Messenger RNA from Tyto alba (common barn owl), 524 nucleotides. Its product is annotated as protein S100-A4-like. The coding region runs from base 118 to 420 and encodes 100 amino acids. Lineage: Eukaryota; Metazoa; Chordata; Aves; Strigiformes; Tytonidae. The record is from RefSeq and is a predicted model, not a curated record. Gene Ontology annotation, cellular component: cytoplasm. Gene Ontology annotation, molecular function: calcium ion binding; transition metal ion binding. The transcript is spliced from 3 exons.
AGUAGCGAGGGAGGUGUCCCAGGCGGGGCUAUAAAUGCCGUGGCCUGACGCCCGCUCGCCUCCGCCCUGCCCAUUCUCCUCUGUUUCCUUUGAGCUGUUGGCUUGCUGGCAUCCCCCAUGGCGUGUCCCCUGGAGCAGGCGCUGGCCGUGAUAGUCGCCACCUUCCACAAGUACUCGGGGAAGGAGGGGGACAAGUACAAGCUCAGCAAGACGGAGCUCAAGGAGAUGCUCAUGAAGGAGCUGCCCAGCUUCAGCAAACAAACCAGUGAGGCCAGUAUACAGCAGCUCAUGCGCAACCUGGACAGCAACAGCGACAGCGAGGUGGAUUUCCAAGAGUACGUGACCUUCCUGGCCUGCAUGGCCAUGAUGUGCAACGACUUCUUCCAGGACUACCCCGACAAGAUGCCGCACAAGAAGUGAGCUGGGGGGGGAUGGCCACGGGCCCCCGGGCUUCCUCACUUCCCCCCAUGACCCUCCCUUUGUCUUCCCGAUGCUUUUUACAAUAAAAGUUGCCUUAAAACCAA